GUGUGUGCGACCUGGCCAGCGAGGGGAGUCAACUUACCAUCAUGGGCAGAGAUACUGACUCCGGGAGUGGAGACGGACUGGUGGAUCCAGACGCACCGAGACCUCAUCUGCCGGACCUGGUCACCCACAGGACACCACUGACUCAGCUGACAGUGGAGAAUGUCCGUCAUCAUGAUCAGUUAAUGCAGGGGCAGGAGCAGGACUCUGCUGACCCAAAAGUGGCCAAGACUGGCAUUCUCAAGGGUGGUAAACUUUGGAAGAACGGUGACAGCAAAAAGACGAAAGCCAAAGUAGAGGAGGAGGAGGUGGAUGAGCCACGGCGCUCAGUGAGGUUCUCUGGGAGGGACGAGUACAGUCUGUUGGAAAACCUGCCACUGGACAAGAUCCCCUUAGAUGCUGCAAAUUCAGCUGCACUGGCCAAGUUCAUGCCAAAGCUAAGGGAGCUGGGAAUGUUGCUUGGGGAGGGACGCGAGGACUGGCACGUAGAACUCAGCCCCAUCAAGCCAGAACCUGAUGGUGGGGCUGGGUUAGCCAACCCAGAUACAUCAUUUGAGGACCACCAGAAGCAGCUUCCGCCGCAGAUGGAUGACGAACAAAUCAAAGAAUCUAUGCAGCGCUAUGAUGAAAUGCGACGCCGAAUUGCUGCAGCUGAGGGUCGUGACAACACUAGCAUCUGCAGUGAUGAAUCAAAAAGUUCAUCUGAUUCCCAAUCAUCAGAUUCAACUAUGACUGAAACGAGAAUUCGAAGGUUAGAGAAUGCUGAUGUGGCACAUGUAGCAGGUGGGGUCAUGAGAAGUAACAGUGAAGUUAGGAGAGCCAUUGAGCGUAAUGCUCUAAGACGAUCCCUCAUUCGUUUUUCUGAUCCUCGGAAGAAAGAUACAAACAAGAAUGACAGAAAUGAUAAGGGAGAAACAUCAUUGUUAGAAAAGCUGAAGUGGCUGACAGCUUCAGAAGAUGCAACUAAUGGAAAUUCUGAGCACAAAGAUGAUGAUGACAAGGACCAGGAGGGUGAGGAGGACAGAGAGGAGAGGGAUCUCUGUAAAUCUCUUGACCCCAAGGUACAAGAGACCAUUGCUCAGUACCGCAAAUUGGCAGAGAUGUUCAACAAAACCACAUCACUGCGUGCAACUGACAUCUUAGUACCACGCGAUGUUCGAGAAUGGAAGCUUCAAUCAGACCUUUUUCCAGACCACAAAGGACCAUCACUAGAUUCUGAAAGUGAUGAACUAACUGAGACUCAUUCUGGAUCUACGACACCUACAGUUUUCCAGGCCAUCCCAGCUGUGUCCAUCGCAGAGCUUAUCGCUGAUGAAGAAAACGAUAAACUAAUUUACAGCGGUGGUGUAAGAUAUACCCGAGAGGGAACUUUGCCAACAGCCUUAGAGGGGGGUGAGGAACAAGAAGAAGGUCAGCAGGCCCCAGCUUCUGCAACUUCAGCUUCUGAUGCAAGGAAGCAGUUCCUCUCACAGAUGUCGAGUCAUGCAAGUGUGCCACUUAUUAAUGGGGUCUCUGCUCAUCCAGGAGAUCGCUCUUCACUUGCAUCGAAUUCAGAUUCAUACACUUUUGACGAUAUUGAUGAAGCUCUGCAUGAUGACCGCUCCUCAUCUGUGCCUUCCUCUUCACAGUCAUCACCUCGACUGUCGGGGAAAAGUGAUAUGGAUGGGACAAGCACAACAGAAAGUGGCUACAGCAGCAAUGAAACAAAUGGAGAGCUGUGUCCAGUGAAUGGUCUGCCAAUGAGUGGAGCACAAAUUCUUGGAUUGCCACCUGGUGGUGUUGACAUAGAUGAGCUAGCCGAAUUUGUGCGCCAGGAUGCUGGUCGAAUGGAGCGCCUCCGUCGCCGUUAUGAUGCUGGGGAACUAGAGGAUCAUGGUUUCAACAGACGACCAUCAGUACGGGGUAUUAAGCCUCGAUUUGGAUCCACUACUGACCUUUUGAAGCAGAUGGCAACACAGCUAGCGCCCCCUACCAUGGCUCAACCCGGUAUGGCUGGAUCACACAUGACCUGGCCAUAUCGGGACGUAGGGGAUGAGGAAUCUGGUCCCCCUCCGCGACGUCGGGCAGCCCCCAACAGAGCAGUUCUUCCUGCACUGCAAGAAGAUAUUCUCUAUAUACCUACAUCUGACCUUUCCCCACAAGCAGCUCCUUUAUCUUCUACUUCUGAAACUACAGUUACUUCUCUCACGCACACCAAGGCACCGCGUGUUGUCCACGUGUAUGCUAGCACAGGAGACUUAAGAGCUCCACCACCACCACGAUUGGCAGUUCCAAGAGAAUCCCCUCCACCAGAUUUAAUCCGACCUGGCGUUGCUCCAGUACCUGUUCGAGCACACAGUCAUUCCUCUUUGUCUCAGGCACCACCAGAUGGACCCCUACAGGGCAUGGUGGUUGCUCCACAAAUGCCCACUCCAGUUGUACAUGAACACCAUUACCCAACUUGCAGAAGGCCUUCCUCAGUGCAUGGUCAUUUGCCUCCAGAUUCCUUAGUGACCAGGGGUGUACUUCCACCUCCUGUGGCUCGACCCCAUUCCACACUUUCUCACUAUCCAAACCCACGUGUCCCUGUGCACUACCAUCCAUAUGAAGAGCCACCACCAUCCCGUGCCCCAUAUGAAGGUAGCCAUACACCUCUAGCCCAACGUGGGUCUUACCCUGGCACCAUCCCUGCCCCAAUUCCUUCCUCACAUUACCAACCUCCCUUAAUCCCUCAUGACCCAGCAAGAUAUCCUAAUCCUCCUCCCUAUGGUUCCCAGCACCCACAUUCACGACCACCAAUAACAUCACCAAGAGAAGGAACACCUUACAUACACACAGCACAUCCGCAAGUGCACUCUGUGCCUCAGGUAUCCUCUGUGCCCCUAGGACCUGUACAAGUGCACCAAUGUGGACCAAGACACCCUCCUCAUGCCAGACUAGUUGGUGGAGGGACCGUCACAGACCAAGCAUGUUCUCCAGUUUGGUCUCAUCAACAACCACAGCCGCCUCACCCUCACAUUCACCAGAACUAUCUACCCCAUCCUGUGUCUAGUCACCUGAGCUAUACCACACCUAUAGUGCCAGAAAGCAUCACGGCGACACGACCUUCAGGACCUGUUGGGCCCCCAAUAGGUCCACCUAUCAUUAAUGGGAGUGUUGGGAAGCUUGAAGGGUUGAGAGAUGAACGAGGUGUUCCUGAAGGAGCGUCGUCUUCUCCUCGUGGCACUGUAGACCCUCAAUAUCCUCCCUCUCAUGGUUCACCAACCCAAGACACCACCCUGCUGCACCGGCACCCCCCGCCCGUCAAUAUGACCUGAGUGCUCCCUUCAGCACACAGGUAGCCAAGUGUAGUCAGGUGUGGUUGAUCCCUCACCCGGCCAAGUUCAGGACCCGGCCUUAAGCCAGUUCCAUCCCAGCACUGGCUGGUCCCACCCAGGUCCAGCCUUGUACAAGAGGAUGGUGACCAGCUGUGGCUUGUCAGUCACAAAUCUGCUGACAAGCUACAAUAUUAGAUAAAUGAAAAUGCUCAUUUACAAGAUGGUUUAAAAAACAAAAUGUUGUUUUAUAGUGUGAAAAUAUAGAGUUGCCACAUUCUCCUGUUGGCAAAUAUUCUUUUGGUGUCUUCCCGAGUGAUAUGUGAAAAAAUACACGUUGCCAAACUAUUCACGACCAAAUAUACUUGCCAAAAUUGUUGACAGUGUGCACACCACAAUCCUGAAACUAUUUUGUUAUGACAGUGAGGGGUAAAGACAAUCUUCCUUUUUUCUUGCUCUAGUAAAAACUAAUAACCUACUUAAUGUAUUAUAUAAAGUUUCCAGUAGGGUGCAUGUGACAAUAUGUAGAUGUCUUUUACAAUUGAUGUGAAUGGACUUUUUUUUAUUAUUAUAACAGGCAGAAUACUGAACCUUCCAAAGAAAUGGGAAGAGAAUAUUUUUUGUUAAGAUAUGCAACAGGUGAAGAUAUUUUCAGAAGUAUGAGUCAAGGUACAGUGAUGCUAUGCUAACAGUCAACCUCCCUUAAUCUUAUUCCUGAAACUUGAAUAGUGUACAAUAAACGUUUCUGUGCAUUUCCAUUAUUUCAAAGACAUAAAAGACAUCUAUAGCUCAUCUCAUUAAUAAAUCCUCCCAAAAACAUUAGAUACUUUUGAGUUACAGUUUGUUGGAGGACAUGACAAGGUGAGCACACCAUAUUUUUUACAGAAAGGUUAACAUUUACUUUACUGAGACUAUUAUAAAGAAUUUUAUGGCUUGAAUAUAUUUUUAUUACAACUUAAAAGUGAUUUUAUACUGAUCUGGCAUUUUCUCUUGGCAGAAAAUGUCUUGAUAAUUUAGCUUUAUGGGUCUUAGCAUGCAGCUGGUGUCCUGGUUCAUUGCUCCUGUCUUUUACAUUUUACAAGCAACAUAAAGAUAGUCUUCCAGGGUUUAAAUAAUUAAUCAGAAAUCAUUUAGAUUAUAAUUAUGACAAAUAAUAAUAUUUCCAUGAAUGAGACCAAAAAAUUACUCUCUGCAUUAUAUGAUAAUUUGAUGUUCUGAGACCAUGGUGGAGGCUACUUGAAGACACUUUUCAUUCUCUUGAGCACUUUUUUCACACUGUUUUCUUGCUUUAGAUGUCGCAGUAUUUUCCAUUUUAAGGAAAAUAGAGCUUGCGACACAAGUUACAUUGGUUAUUGCCUUCUUUGACUGUGCAGUUGUGCAGGUGCAAAGAGGAAUCAUUAACGGCUGUACGAUACCAAUUUAUUUUAACACACAGACGAUUAGCUAACAAAAACAUAUACAGUACAGUACAGACAUCCAGAAAAACUCAGUGAUAAAAUAUGUACAGUAUUGGUUUCUGUUUUAGGCCCUUUAACUUCCACAAUGAAGAUAAAUGUUUUUUGACAUGCAGUAGAGAAAUACAGUAUUGUUGAAAGGUCUUUGUGGAAUCAUUAGCUCAAACUGUAGGCAUGUGUAGAGUAUGACUCACUUGUAUGUAUAACUUGAUCUUGCUCUUUCUAGCAGUGGCAGAUAUUCGUGGAUUUUGAUAAAAGACCACUUGUUCUUAGAUACUGUAUAGUGUAAAUACACUGCUCAUUUUUAUAUGCAUUCAUAUACUUUUAAAACUAUAGCAUAAUCAAAAUGUGAAAAUCAAUAAUAGUUAAUGAAGGUAAUGUUAACAGAUUUGUUUAAACACCCGCUGCACUAUUAUGAAAUUGAGGAAGUAGAAGAGCAAGUUGGAAAUAAAAUAACAGUGUUCUUAAUUCCUUUUACUGCACUGUUAUUCGACAGUGCAGUAUAUGAACUGAAAUUUUUAAAGCAUCACAUGAAAUCCCUUGAGAAUUAAGACUGCAAUAAUUAUUCAAGUAUUCUUAUGCACACUAUUACUGUAUAGACCCUAGUUAUUUUUCUUCCAUGAAUGAAGUUUAGUAUUGUUUGUAUAAUUAAUCAAUGACGUUUAAUAUUUUGGGAUACAUAAUCAAACACAGAACCAAAGACUAGGUUUAGGAAAAAAUCAUAUACAUAUAAUUUAGUCUUGUAGGACAGACCAAAGUUAUUGAACCUUCCAACACUUCUUUAUUGUAAGGAGAGAAGGUUAACAUUUCAAAUGGUCUGUGAACAUUUCAAAAGCUCUGUGAAUGCUUUGGUAUAGCUACAGGCAUCACUGUACCUAUGACACAGACAUUGUUAUUCAGAAAGUAAACCAGGGCUAAAAUUUCCAGUAUAUAUAUAUAUAUAUAUAUAUAUAUAUAUAUAUAUAUAUAUAUAUAUAUAUAUAUAUAUAUAUAUAUA
This is a messenger RNA of Homarus americanus (American lobster), 5741 nucleotides long. RefSeq lists its product as uncharacterized. Lineage: Eukaryota; Metazoa; Arthropoda; Malacostraca; Decapoda; Nephropidae. The record is from RefSeq and is a predicted model, not a curated record.